Haplochromis burtoni (Burton's mouthbrooder) is the source of this 520-nucleotide messenger RNA. Its product is annotated as HLA class II histocompatibility antigen, DR beta 5 chain-like. The record is from RefSeq and is a predicted model, not a curated record. NCBI's taxonomy places the organism in Eukaryota, Metazoa, Chordata, Actinopteri, Cichliformes, Cichlidae. Gene Ontology annotation, molecular function: MHC class II protein complex binding. The transcript has 3 exons. Gene Ontology annotation, biological process: positive regulation of T cell activation; immunoglobulin production involved in immunoglobulin-mediated immune response; antigen processing and presentation of exogenous peptide antigen via MHC class II. Gene Ontology annotation, cellular component: MHC class II protein complex. The annotation marks the transcript as partial.
AAAACAUCACACAUAUUAUUGCCACAAUGGUAAUAUAACAUCUGUGUUGUUUUUAGUUCAGCCCAGUGUAAGAAUCAAGUCCAAGACUCCGCUUUCUGGUCAACAUCUUGCCAUGUUGGUCUGCAGCGUCUACGACUUCUUUCCCAAUAAGAUCAAAGUGAGCUGGCUCAGAGGUUGUCAGGAAGUCAACUCUGAUGUCACUUCCACUGAAGUGAUGCCAAAUGGUGAAUGGUACUACCAGACCCACUCCCACCUGGAGUACAAACCCAGGUCUGGGGAGAAGAUCUCCUGUGUGGUGGAGCACGCCAGCCUGAGUGAACCUCUGAUCACUGACUGGGAGCCAUCCUCGGAAAAAUCAACAUCUGAAUCAACGACACUGACUGCCACCGGAGCCUCCAUACUGACCCUGGGUCUGAUCUUAGUUCUGGUUGGAUAUAUUUUCUACAGGUGGAAAGCCCGAGGUCAGACCAGGACUCACACUCACAGACCAGUUAACAGCACUUCAUAUCAGUCUUGUUAG